This is a messenger RNA of Etheostoma cragini (Arkansas darter), 2977 nucleotides long. Its product is annotated as beta-1,4-galactosyltransferase 3. Bases 1215 to 2432 code for a protein of 405 amino acids. The transcript has 7 exons. Gene Ontology annotation, biological process: carbohydrate metabolic process. NCBI's taxonomy places the organism in Eukaryota, Metazoa, Chordata, Actinopteri, Perciformes, Percidae. Gene Ontology annotation, molecular function: glycosyltransferase activity. The record is from RefSeq and is a predicted model, not a curated record.
UUUCCAGUAAAGGGGAGGGGGAACGGCUGUGGCUCUGCUCAUAUAACCGCACGUUACCACACGCAAGGGCUACCACACAGCAUCAACUUUAGAACAAAUCGGAAAUACGGAGGAGGGGGGAAGUACUCUCGGGGACAUCGACGGCUAACAGCUAGCUACUCCUCCAGCCAAGGGAUAAAAGCAGCCCGGCUGAGCUGUGCUGGAGUGACUGAUCCAGAUCCUGUCCAUCCAGUGAGCCUAAUGGCUGUCGGUCCAGGCAGCUGCUUGAGGUGUCUCGGAGCUGGGGAUUGCAUCAUUCUGCAACAAUAGCAAUUGGAAUCAAGACUCACUCUCUUAUUCCUCCAUUGCCUCCCCCAUUCCUUUUUCUCUCAGCCUGACUUUCAACACACACAACCCACUGACCACUCCUCCCACGCUAGUCAUGGUCCACUCCCCCUGUUUCUCCAGCCAGUCAGGCAGUGUGUUGAUGGAGGCUCUGUAAUCCUCUGUAAAGUAUAGGGCCUGCAUAUGCUCCCUUUUGUCAUGGAGGCUGUUGUUGUUGCAGAGGCCUCCCUCAGGAGAGCACAUGACGGAGAACAGAAGGCAACAUAAAGCUCACAAAGGGAGGAAGAGUGCGAGAGCGAGAGAGAGACGCUGAUGCUGCCAUUUAUUUGACUGGAGGAGAAUGAGUUUCACAGUGCAACGGAUGGAAUUCAAUGGGUGUCAAACUACAUGAUGUGGGACUGGCAUUACCACCCCACUCCAAUCACAAAUUGGAACUACAGUCCACUUUGGAGAUAUUUUCCACAUAGUGGCCUGCUGCAAGGAAUGCAGUGAAAAAGAGAAGAUUAGACAAUAACUUUUUUCUUGGUUUAGAAUAUUUUUCUAUUUUUCUCUCCUUGGUCUUUUUCACUUGCAGAAUACCAAAAGUGCCUUUUUGUGUUACUUUUUGUCUAUUUUUGUACUUAUCUAGCACUAUAUAUUUAUAUUCCCUAUUGCCAAUGAUUAGUGCAUGUAACCUAACUUACACUACUAUCACAUGUGUGUUGCCAUAUAUAUUAGAAAAGGUACAUAGUAAAUUUGACUUUUUGUGUGGGCCACAACACCAGGCUCCAUCAAAUACACAGUUAACAAUUAUCAAUUUUAGAACCUGAGAGUCAGGUUGUGCCAGGCCGUGACGUUCUGCACUGUCUUCUCCAAACCUUUUGUUGCUUUGGCAAAGCAGAAGUGUCGCCAUGGUCAGUAUCCAGUCCAAAUGGCGCUACCUGUUCAUGUUCCUGGGCAUCCAACUGGUGGUCAUGGCAUUACUGUCCCGAGAGGGAUACCAGAAGAGGGUUUCCUACUUCAUCCGCAUAUUCCGCAAGUCUGACUCCACUGGUAUGACAGGCCGCAACCACACAGCAGCAGGCAUCGCUGGAGGGGAUGUAUAUGCCAACCUCUCCCACCUAUCCAGAUCUCAUAGCCAUGGAGAUGGCAUACCUUACUGCCCGAAGACGUCCCCUCUUAUAGGUGGGCCGAUACACGUCAGCUUCCCAUCAGGGCUCACUCUAGCAGAGGUUCAGAGGAAAAAUCCAAUGGUGGUGCGCGGAGGACGCUACAGGCCGCCUGACUGUGAGGCGAGGCACCGAACAGCCAUCAUCAUUCCCCACAGAAACCGAGAACACCACCUUAAGUUCUUACUAUACUACUUGCAUCCUUUUCUGCAGCGACAGCAGCUCAACUAUGGAAUUUACGUCAUUCACCAGGCGGGAAACUACACUUUCAACAGGGCCAAGCUGAUGAAUGUGGGUUUCCGGGAGGCCAUGAAGGAGGAAGACUGGGACUGUCUCUUCUUCCACGAUGUGGACCUCAUUCCAGAGGACGACCGCAACACAUACAUCUGCGAUUCCAACCCCAAGCACGCAGCCAUCGCCAUGGACAAGUUUGGCUACAAGCUUCCGUACAAGAUGUACUUUGGAGGAGUGUCAGCUCUGACGCCACUGCACUACCUCAAGAUGAACGGCUUUCCCAACAACUACUGGGGCUGGGGGGGCGAGGACGACGAUAUUGGAGUCAGAGUGACUCUGGGGGGGAUGUAUAUCACUCGUCCAUCCCUGAAGGUCGGCCGUUACAAGAUGAUUAAACAUAAGUUGGACAAAGGCAAUGACGUGAACCCAAAAAGGUUCAAUAUGCUGGCCAAGACGCGUCAGACCUGGAAGUUUGAUGGGAUGAACACAGCUGAAUAUGAGACAAUCUCACGGCAAUACAUGCCCCUCUACACCAACAUCACUGUCAACAUUGGCACUGAGGCCGGCCUACAUCCACCGCCACCUCCACCAACACCACAUGCCAAAGUUGCAGGAAAACUUGCAGUCAAAGCACCUGCCGAAGUCCCAGCAAAAGGCUCAGCCAAACCCCCUGCCAAACUCAAAGAGGGCGACUCAGAGAAAAAGUCUACCCUAAGAGACCGUUAAUCAAGUUUCACUCUGCCAUUACUUCAAUGGGUUAAUCCCAUUAGUAAAUGCUGUAGGGUGGUGGUUUUCCUCCUCAAUCGUCUGGAGUUUUCAGCCCAUUUUAAGCUUUUUCGUCAAUUUGUGGAGGAAUUAGUUUGUGCAGAUUCAACAUCAUACUGCCUGCGGAAAGUGGGCCACUCAUUUGGGUGAUGAAAACACUAGAUUUAUUAAAAAUUAAAACAAUUUAAUCUGGAUUUCUCAACUGUGAGAUGACGGCUCUCCACCUUCCGGUUACAUCACUGAUUCUUCUUCCAAGGAGGCCACUGUGAAGAGUGAAGGGUAAAAAUUGGACUCUAUGAGUUUAUAUAUCUACAGCGCUGUGGUCGCUGGGUAAACCUUGUGAUGCCUUAGAAGCUUGUUAUUUUUUGUCUUUUCACUCAUACCUUACAUCAUUUAGGAUAUUGAGUUUAAUGGAGCGGUAGCUGCAAUUUCCAGCAGUCACACUAAUUUUGUUGUCUCCAAUGAAUACACGAGUGAAGGAGACAGCUCCUUCUUUCCAGUUGUGU